Bradysia coprophila is the source of this 900-nucleotide messenger RNA. RefSeq lists its product as uncharacterized. The record is from RefSeq and is a predicted model, not a curated record. NCBI's taxonomy places the organism in Eukaryota, Metazoa, Arthropoda, Insecta, Diptera, Sciaridae.
AUAGUUUAUAAACAGUGACGAGCAAUUUGCUGUUGCAAGCGGAAUUAUUCCAACUAAAACACAGACAGAGUGUAAUUUACGAAUCGCUUUUUUAAUUCUCUUCCGAUUGCCGGUAAUAUUUUGAUCGAACCAGAUUUAAUUGAAGGCAGAGGCUGAGGUGCAAUAUUUUACCAAGCAAAAACAAAGAUUUCAAUCACCGACUACAAUGUCUUUCAUCCUAACUAACAUACCCGAUCGAGUUACAAUGCUACCAAACGAGACAACCAAAGCGAAAGUGAAUCUCGGUUACAAAGACAUGCGCACCAAGUAUAUCGAUUUUGUGAAGAACUACAAUGUGGCGAAGACGGCUGGUGCCAUUACGCUAAAUGCCAACGAAAUGGAUGCGUUGCGAAAACUGAACGAUAUGUGGAAAAGUGCGACCGCAGAAUCUAAGUUCUUUUUCGAGAUGGAAGAACUUCACGAUCAGCUGAACGACAAAUUUUUGGAUGCAUCCCAGGACGAUGUUAGCGCUGCGUGGAGUGAUUAUGUUAAGGUUUAUUCGGAUUGGUUGGGAAUGCUGGUUAUGUCGAGUGCAACCAUGUUCGAAGUGAAACUCUGAAAGGGAUGCUGGAUGCAGAUUCUUUGAUCGGUCUUAGAAGAAACCGUUUUUCGAAAAAUUCUCUAAUGUGUCCGGAACAGCUUUUUCCGUGAAAUAAAACCACUUUUUCGUACAAUAAUUUAGAUAAAAAUAUUUUAUUAAAAUAACGAGCUACACGUACCCGAUAAACAAAAAUCUGAUAAAUCGUAAUCGUUGAAGUAAUACCGUCAACAACAUUCCUGUUUCCUGUUAUGCAAAUGUCAUGUCCACACUGCUGUGUGAUCAAUACAAUAUCGAUUCAAACAAAAAACGAAAUUACAAUU